UUUGUCGCUUUAAACGCAUGUGAACUAACCGGCAGGAGGAGUGCAUCCUUUUCAUUUUACGAAAGAUCGUCGUCGCUCUAACUUAACCUCAUCAUCUUUUUCGAAUUAAUUUCAAUAACAGGUGAGCCAUGCCAUCCGUACCCUCCAGUACAGACAAUGGUGGCCUGGCCCAAAUCUGCCCUCAUGCUGCCAAGAUGAUGCUCCUCGGGGGUGACGCCAAAGCCAACGGGGAGGCCAUCUUAAACGGUGACGCCAAAUUGAAGAUGGCCGCCAUGAACGGAGAGAACGGUCAUCACACGUCCAAUGGACACGCGAACGGAGAAGGCAACGGCCAGUCGCACGCGGAGCUGGGCGGCGAGGACGAGAACGGAGAGGAGGGACCGAUGGAGAGGAAGUGGAUCAGGCCCGACCUGCCCAGCAGAUGCACCUGGAGACUCGGAGGCCCCAACGUGGGGAACCCUCACCACCACAUGGAAAGGACAAAGGCUCCCAGUAUUCUUCCAAACAUCUUGAGAAGAAUUGGAGACACUCCUCUUGUCCGUAUCAACAAGAUCUCUAAGGCCUUUGGCUUGAAGUGUGAGCUUUUGGCAAAAUGCGAGUACUUCAACGCCGGCGGCAGUGUAAAGGACCGCAUCAGCCUGCGCAUGGUGGAGGACGCCGAGAGGGAAGGCCUCCUCAAACCCGGCGACACCAUCAUCGAGCCCACUUCCGGCAACACGGGCAUAGGUCUGGCUCUGGCGGCCGCCGUGAAGGGCUACCGCUGCAUCAUCGUCAUGCCAGAGAAGAUGAGCAUGGAGAAGGUGGACGUACUGCGCGCUCUGGGCGCCGAGAUCGUCCGCACUCCCACCGCCGCUCGCUUCGACUCCCCGGAGUCUCACGUGGGCGUGGCCUGGCGGCUGAAGAACGAGAUCCCCAACGCCCACAUCCUGGACCAGUACCGUAACCCCAGCAACCCCCUGGCCCACUACGACACCACCGCCGAGGAGAUCCUGGAACAGUGCGACGGGAAGGUGGACAUGUUUGUGGCAGGAGCUGGCACCGGCGGCACCAUCACUGGCAUUGCCCGCAAGCUGAAGGAGCGAUGCCCCAACAUCAAGAUUAUUGGUGUGGACCCCGAGGGCUCUAUCUUGGCAGAACCGGAGGAGCUGAACGUCACCGAUAAGACCCAGUACGAGGUGGAGGGCAUUGGCUACGACUUCAUCCCAACUGUGCUGGACCGAUCGGUGAUCGAUGGCUGGUACAAAUCGAAUGACGACGAGUCUUUCGCCAUGUCGCGCAUGCUCAUCCGAGAUGAAGGACUCCUGUGUGGAGGCAGCUCUGGGACGGCCAUGGCUGCGGCGGUGAACGUGGCCAAGGAGCUGAAGGAGGGCCAGCGCUGUGUGGUCAUUCUGCCGGACUCCAUUCGCAACUACAUGUCCAAAUUCCUCAGUGACAAGUGGAUGUGUGACAAGGGCUUCCUGAGAUACGAAGACCUGAUGGUGAAGAAACCUUGGUGGUGGAACCUGACGCUGCAGGUGCUACACCUGUCGGCUCCUCUGACCGUCCUCCCCACCGUCACCUGUCAGAAGACCAUCAAGAUCCUGAAGGAGAAGGCCUUCGACCAGGCCCCAGUGGUGGACGAGACCGGGGUGAUCCAGGGCAUGGUCACUCUGGGGAACAUGCUCUCCUCCGUGCUGGCCGGGAAGGUCAGGCCAUCGGACCCUGUGAGCAAGGUUCUGUACAAGCAGUUUAAACAGGUGCGGCUGACUGAUAACCUGGGCAAACUCUCUCGUAUCCUGGAGACUGAUCACUUCGCCCUGGUGGUGCACGAACAGAUCCAAUCCGAGUCUGAGGCCUGCCACUCUAGUCCAGCGACUCCGUCCACCGAGCCCUGCAUGGUCACUGGGCAGUGCUCAGAGGACAUGACCGACGGCUCGCCAAAGCUCAAGCAGAUGGUGUUCGGGGUGGUGACGGCCAUCGACCUGCUCAACUAUGUGACCACGCGGGAGCGGAGGGAGCGGUCGCUGUCGGAGUGCUCCAUGACCAGCAUGGAUGAGCAGCAGUGACCACGCGUACGCAGCACCUUCUGAUGUUCUGCAUUUUGACUGAUCAGACCUUUUCUGCAUAUUUCCUCUUUUGUUACACGUCAUACAUUCUUGCACUAUGACAAGUGUUUUUUUUUUGUUCAGCUUGGGAAAAAAUCAGUCAGUACUACCAAAAAAUUACUAUAUUACUGUUUAGUUGAGAAUGUGUAUAGAUAUAUGAUGUGAUUCAUCAUCGUUUACUUUGCCUUGCGUCAUAAUAAGGGUUCUUUGGCCAGCAAAAUCUCGCAGUCUCCUCUCGUUGUUGUUCAUAACGUCAGCAUUUCAUUCUUUCAUGAGUACUACAUUUAUAACAGGGUGCGCAGUAGAUUUAGUGAACCAAAGCCUAGUACCUGAGCAGACGCACACAUAAUCCCAUUGAAAGGUGUACAUAUUUGAUACUUGGGACUUACAAAUAUCUGUCAUAUUGUUUAUGAGGCCAUGCGAAGGCCAUGUCCCAGCUCACACUUCAUUUCAGUUCAUACUUCACAGAAAACAAAUUCCCAACUGGCAUUCAUUCAGGGUUGUGCUGCCACCUAGUGACAGAAAAAAGGUAGUACAGGUAUUGGUCAAGUGUGAUGGACAGUGUUGAGGAUUUGGCUUCACCAAGUCCUUUGAAUGGGCAAGUACUAAGGUGUGUUUGGCAGACACCAAACAGCUCCCAACCAGGGUGACUUGUGUUGGUUAAUUUCUUUCUUGUAUUGACACAAGAUCUUUUAAAAAGUGUAUUAGUUUUGAUGGGUGUAUUUAAAGAAGAGGAUUUGAGGUUCGGUUUAUACAGACAGAUCUUUUAUAGAGAUCUCCAUGUAUGAAACAGUUUUUCUUUUUUUUUGAAGGGGGGUGGGGGUGUGGGGGGGUUAUUUUCUUACUCUUACAAUGUACGGUAUUGACUACAUGUAAAUGAAUAAAAGUAUCUGAAAUUUGAUGGAAUAUGUAAUUUCUUGAAUUAUAGGAGGUGAAAUACAGAGUUAUUGAGAUUAAAGAAAUGGAAACUUAUGGACAAAUGAUAUAUGCUUUAAGGACUUGAUUUUUUUUCCAUGUUUUUUUUUCCAUCUUUUUGCUUUGUAGUUGAUGCUUGUGUGUAAACCAAUGUAAGUACUUUAGUUUAAUGUUUUGUGUACCAAUGUCUCCCAUGCCUUUUGUAAUUGCAAUGCAUAAGUUUGCUUCAAAUAAAGAUUUUUUCCCCUCGGA
Molecule: messenger RNA, 3251 nt
Organism: Sardina pilchardus (European sardine)
Lineage: Eukaryota; Metazoa; Chordata; Actinopteri; Clupeiformes; Clupeidae
Gene: cbsb
Product: cystathionine beta-synthase b
Exons: 16
Coding region: 129-2045 (638 amino acids)
Cellular component (GO): cytoplasm
Molecular function (GO): cystathionine beta-synthase activity
Source: RefSeq, a predicted model, not a curated record